Lathyrus oleraceus (garden pea) is the source of this 520-nucleotide messenger RNA. Its product is annotated as cyclin-B1-2. Gene Ontology annotation, cellular component: cytoplasm; nucleus. The transcript is spliced from 5 exons. Bases 59 to 520 code for a protein of 153 amino acids. Lineage: Eukaryota; Viridiplantae; Streptophyta; Magnoliopsida; Fabales; Fabaceae. Gene Ontology annotation, biological process: proteasome assembly. The record is from RefSeq and is a predicted model, not a curated record.
UAUUGUGGACUAUUGAAGCUUGAAACUGAAAGAGAAGUGAAGAUCGAAAAACACAAAAAUGGAGGAAGCAUCUAAAACCAUUGCACACCAAAUCGGAGGUAUCCAAAACGACGUGCUUCGAUUCGGACUCCCCGGAGUCAAAAGCGACAUUGUUGGCUCUCACCCUCUCGAAUCAUCUCUCCAAUCUGUAAGGGGAGUGGAAGAAGCUAUGAAGAGGCAAUGCAAAGUGAAUCUGUAUGGAGCUGCUUUUCCACUGAAGGAGGAGCUUGAUAGGCAAAUACUUUCUCGGUUCCAGAGGCCUCCUGGGGUAAUUCCUUCUUCAAUGCUGGGUUUAGAGACUGUUACAGGAAGUCUUGAUCACUUUGGUUUCGAGGAUUUUCUAAAUGGUGAUAUGACUUGCCUUUCUUUUUUCUUUUGGAUGUACUACCUUGGUUUCGAACUGAUUUCAGAAUUUGCAUCUGUACCGAAUUGGGGUGGGCUGCCACGGUUAAUUCUUGCACUUUUGGUUGAUGGAAUGUAA